CUUGGGAAGUCGUAAACAAAGUUGGAGGGAUAUAUACAGUGAUAAAAUCCAAAGCUCCGGUGACAGUUCACGAAUAUGGCGACAGGUACACACUUAUUGGUCCAUUAUUGGAUAAAGCAGUUGCAGCAGAAGUCGAAAUAGAAGAAGUUACCAAUCCUCACUUUAAAGAAACUCUUGCCGAGAUGUCAAAACAAGGAAUAAGAUGGACCUAUGGUAGAUGGUUGAUUGAGGGCAAUCCUCAUGUAUUAUUAUUUGAUAUAAAUUCAAUAUCUGCUAAACUUGAUGAAUGGAAAGCUGAUUUAUGGAAUGCUACCGGGAUUCCUUCGCCACCAAAUGAUCAAGAAACAAAUGAUGCCGUAUUAUUUGGUUAUUUGGUAGCUUGGUUCUUAGGCGAUUUUGUCGCCCGCGAAAGAAGCAAAUCAGUUAUUGCACAUUUUCAUGAAUGGUUAUCUGGUAUUGCCAUUCCAUUGAUGCGUAAACGUAGAACAGACUUGGCAACAGUAUUCACAACGCAUGCAACAUUAUUGGGUAGAUAUUUAUGUGCUGGUGAAGUUGAUUUCUAUAAUAAUAUACAAAAUUUCUCGGUGGAUAAAGAGGCUGGAAAGCGUGGAAUUUAUCAUCGUUAUUGCAUUGAACGUGCUGCAACUCAUUGUGCUGACGUAUUUACGACUGUCAGUCAAAUUACUUCUUACGAAGCUGAACAUUUAUUAAAACGAAAACCAGAAAAAAUUCAUAAAUUCGUCAGAGGUCAUUUUUAUGGACAUUAUGAUUUUGAUUUAGACAAUACUUUAUAUUUCUUUACUGCAGGGCGCUAUGAAUAUAGAAAUAAAGGUGUUGACAUGUUUAUUGAAUCAUUAGCACGUCUUAAUCAAAAACUAAAAGCAUGUAAUUCUUCAACGACUGUUGUUGCUUUUGUUAUCAUGCCAGCUGCAACAACUUCUUUUGCUGUUGAAGCUUUAAAAGGUCAGGCUGUCAUUAAACAAUUACAAGAAACUGUAAAUGAUAUUACUGAUAAAAUUGGCCAAAGAAUAUUUGAGAAAGCUGCAAGAUAUGCUGGUGGUGAUAUUAACGAUGCAGUUAUUGAUCCUACGGAAUUAUUAACUACUGAAGACAAAGUAUUAUUAAAACGUCGUGUUAUAGCGCUCAGACGUAGCACUCUUCCACCUAUAGUAACACAUAAUAUGGCUGAUGAUGGCGCAGACCCAAUCUUAAUGCAAUUACGCCGUCUAGAACUGUUUAAUAAUAAAGACGAUCGCGUAAAAAUCAUAUUUCAUCCCGAAUUCCUGAAUUCAAGUAGUCCAUUGAUUGGAUUAGACUAUGAAGAUUUUGUACGCGGAUGUCAUUUAGGUGUGUUUCCAAGUUAUUAUGAGCCAUGGGGUUACACUCCGGCAGAAUGCACUGUUAUGGGACUACCAUCCAUAACAACAAAUUUAUCUGGUUUUGGAUGUUUUAUGGAUGACAUAUUGGAAAAUUCGUCAGAUUAUGGUAUUUAUAUUGUUGACAGGAGAAUGAAAUCCGUCGAAGAAUCUAUUCAACAACUCGCCAAUUACAUGUUACAGUUUUCUCAGAAAACAAGGCGUCAACGUAUAAACCAACGUAAUCGAACGGAAAGAUUAUCGGAUUUGUUGGAUUGGAAGUUGAUGGGUAUGGAUUAUGUCAGAGCGAGAAAAUUGGCGUUACAUAGAGUAUACCCUGAUUCGUUUGUCGAUGCUGAAAUUAAUAAUUUGGAACAAUAUAAAUUCAAAGUAUCAAGACCUUUAUCUGCACCUGGAUCUCCUAGAAUCCGUGGAGUUAAUGAUAUUGACCUAACUAAAGACACCGACCCAACCAAAGAUCCUGAUCCAACCAAAGAUGAUCCGCCACCACCGGAUGAUGAGGAAGAAUGA
Molecule: messenger RNA, 1886 nt
Organism: Entrophospora sp. SA101
Lineage: Eukaryota; Fungi; Glomeromycota; Glomeromycetes; Entrophosporales; Entrophosporaceae
Source: the annotation of a GenBank genome assembly